Messenger RNA from Rhipicephalus microplus (southern cattle tick), 943 nucleotides. Its product is annotated as salivary anticoagulant protein P23. Lineage: Eukaryota; Metazoa; Arthropoda; Arachnida; Ixodida; Ixodidae. The record is from RefSeq and is a predicted model, not a curated record.
UACGGCGACGUCGCCUCUAUGCGCUGUUUGCUCGUGCGCCUACCGUUACUCUUCGAUGUUUUAGCCAUGUAAAGCAAAGAUCGCUAAUGAUUCUUACAGUGUCAUUGCUCCACUUGAAAAAGAACUAAAUCGGUCGCUGAUACGGGGCUUUGGUUCAAAAACAUCAAAAUGCAGACGUUUUACGUGAUUUGCGCUGCCAUUGUGGCCUAUGCUUCGGCAGCGACUAUUAUGGACUCAAACGUGUUCAUGGACACGGUCCUUACGCAGAAGAUGCCCUCUCUCGUUAGAGGAAACACCAAGCUGUACCCCUUCUCGUCCAUUCCCGAUUUUCAUUUCAAGAUAAAGUCCACGGGUCUGUUCAACCGGGACCUGAAGGUAAACGCAACCGAGGGUGCCAUUCGACACUUGGACACCGCCCCACACCGCAAGGGCAGCUGCCAGCCACCGGUCCUGGUCGGUGGCAAAACCACAGUCGCCUGCGAACUGGACCUGAGUGGCAUCAACACUACUUUCUUGGCUAAGACAAAGGGUGACAACCUCGCGGGAACGAUAAAGAGCAUCUGGGUGAACGUGAAUGCCACCAAAGUGCUGACCGACUUCGAGGCGGCCGCGCUGCCAGGCAAGGACGCCAGUGUUCAGACGUUCCGUAUCAAGGAGCUCGAGCUGAAGACCAAGUACGACAAGUCACUCAGUCUUGGAGACGACCGCAAGAAGGACUUCAGGAAAGAAUUUGAGAAGAAGGUGCAGACCUCCUUGUACGAAGUCAUCUACAACGAGUACAAACAGGUGCUUCAGAGGGCCGUCGCAGACACCUACUUCCCCCGCGCGUAAAAUUAAAAAAAAAAAUGAAAAAGAAAUGUGAGUGCCCAUGGAAUAAUAGGGACACAAAGACCAAAAAUUAUCAAUACACUGAAUUUUUUGUACAUAAAGGUCCUCUCAUGAA